AUGGCGCAAUUCAACAACAACACCAUCAUGCUUCUUAUUAGCUGGAGAGAAAACAAGCCCGUGGAAAGCCAAAUUUACACCAUAGCCUCUGUUGAUCUCAACAUCAUUGCUGUCGUUUAUAUCACAACCCGUCACGCUGAUUCAAAGGGGGCAUGGGAGCUUCAGAGAGCCAAGGCCCGACAAUGGAUACGGAGGGAACAAGCAGAAGAUCUUGCGAAACAAGUGGCACUUGGUCUUCAGACUCACUACUCGCUCGAAACUCACUUGGAGUGGAUGGAGAAGCUCCUGAGUCGAGAGGUCGUGCCAGAAUUGAUAGAAGGCAUGACCAGUGGUUUGUUUGACAACUGGGGCAAUACAUCAUCAGCUUAA
This is a messenger RNA of Penicillium cosmopolitanum, 369 nucleotides long. RefSeq lists its product as uncharacterized. The record is from RefSeq and is a predicted model, not a curated record. The transcript has a single exon. Lineage: Eukaryota; Fungi; Ascomycota; Eurotiomycetes; Eurotiales; Aspergillaceae. Bases 1 to 369 code for a protein of 122 amino acids.